AUGAGGAAAAACACGACCAAGGCCUUGGUCGACGCGGGCUAUACCGUCAACGUGGAGCGUAGCCCCGAGCGCAUCUUUGACGAUAGCGAGUUCGAAGCCGCUGGCGCGACCCUGGUACCUGAGGGAAGUUGGACCGAGGCCCCCACGAACCACAUCAUCUGCGGUCUGAAGGAGCUCCCCGAGGAGGAUUUCCCUCUGAAGCAUACCUUUGUGCAUUUCGCACAUUGCUACAAGGAGCAGGGAGGUUGGCAGGAGGUUCUGUCUAGGUUUCCUCGCGGCGGCGGCACCCUCCUGGAUCUAGAGUUCUUGGUGGACGACACUGGUCGUCGCGUCGCCGCGUUUGGCUACCAUGCUGGUUUCGCCGGUGCGGCCGCCAGUCUGAUGAACUGGGCAUGGCAGAUUACCCACCCUGGCGAGCCUCUUCCUAGCCUUACCUACUACCCCAAUGAAGAUGCCCUCAUUGCGGAAGUCAAGAAGGUCCUUGCCGAGGCCGAGGCCAAGGCCGGCCGUCUUCCCCGGGUCAUCGUCAUCGGUGCUCUCGGCAGGUGCGGCCGCGGAGCGGUCGACAUGAGUCUCCGUGCUGGUAUCCCUACCGAUCAGAUCCUCAAGUGGGAUCUUGCGGAGACCAAGGUUGGCGGACCCUUCAAGGAAAUCGUGGAGAGCGACAUCUUCAUCAACUGCAUCUACCUAACACACAAGAUCCCCAAUUUUGUGGAUUUGGAGUCCCUGCGCGUCCCUAACCGCCGCGUCUCCGUCGUGUGCGACGGUCUCGAGGGCGCUCCUCUUUCCGUCAUUGCAAUCGACCAUCUCCCAAGCAUGCUUCCCCGUGAGGCUUCGGAUGCCUUUAGCAACGAUUUGUUGCCCUCGCUCCUCAACCUCAAGAAGUGGAAGGAGGAACCCGUCUGGUCCAGGGCUGAAAAGCUGUUCCAGGACAAGGUUGCCACUCUUCCCAAGGAGCUUCAAGCCAAGAGCUCGUGA
Messenger RNA from Parascedosporium putredinis, 978 nucleotides. The record is from the annotation of a GenBank genome assembly. NCBI's taxonomy places the organism in Eukaryota, Fungi, Ascomycota, Sordariomycetes, Microascales, Microascaceae.